CAAAACCCAUUUAAUUUCUAUCAAAAUUUUGUAGGCCUAUUCGAUUUAUGAUUUGAGGAUACAACCGCGUUCGCAUCAAGCUACACCUGAGAUUGGGGUUGUACACCCCCACAUGAUCUCUUCUUUUCUGGCAUAUGCACCAACACGCGCGCGAAGAGUAAGGAAGGUGAAAUCACAUUGACGAGUCCACCACCGGCGACCAAUGCGCAGUGAAACGAACGGGGCAAACUGCGACGGGAUUGCUGCGCCCCUCAAGUGUCCCUUGGGGGAGGGUGGUUAGUACCAUACUGGUCUGGCGUCGUUCUCACCACCGAUGUCACGUCGUGACACCGACAUCCAUUUUUCGUCGCAGUAUCGACUCGUGAAAGAUAUAAAACGCAUGCUAUCAGUUAUCAGUUGUGAUGCGAAACACCUUGCGAGCGUUGGCGUGCGUCUAACGUGGGGAAUCGAUGUACCGACGACGAGGGCUCGUGGAGGGUGAACGCCAGGUAGAAGUGGGUUAGUGCGUGUGUUCUCUCAGCCAAGAAUAUUAUCCCGCGAGGAAGGAAGAUUUUUAAAAAGAAGGCGGAGAAUAUACAAGGGUGGAAGGCUCGUAAUAUAAAAUGUGAAAUCGAUACUCGACGACCGUGAAUUGCGACGAGGGCUUCCUCGAGGCGGUCAAUGCGAAAAACGCAGUGAAACGCUGCGUGUUUUUUGGUCCAAGAAUAAUCGUAUAGGGAAGAGGACUUUCAAGACAGAAAGAGGAGAUUAGAAGUGAAUAGAUCGUGUAGUGAAAUCAUCGCGGUAAGUGCAACUUAGGUGUGACAUUAAAAGUGCAUUUGGGUCAUCGAGUGAAUCUUUUGUCGACGACCAGGAUAGAAUUUCAUCAUAUUCCAUAAAAGAAGGAGAAGGGGAAGAAGCCUCUGAAUGCGAAAAGAAAACACAGGACGGAAUGAAAAGCGACUUGAAACAUUUGUAAGAUUUCGUUGUAUGCUAGAAUUAAAUGGCUCUCCCGGAUAAUGAUACAUACAAAGCACCACAGCGAUACGAUGAGUAUCAUCAAACAAACUUGUAAUUAACAAGUUGAUGACGUCAAGGUCCGACGGGUAUGUCGAUGGUUCGAUGUAAAGAGGGCGAGUUAAUAAAAACGAGCGCAACGAAAUUUCCCAAAGGACGAAAAACAAGGUUCCCCGAGAAGCAAGGAGAGAUAUCGAUGAUCCGGCAUAGAAAUUGGAAGCGCAAAGAAUGUUUUCCGGAUAGCCGAGGAAAUUACCGCAAAGCUCUCUUGUUAAUUUCCAAAUGGCUGCGCUUGUCUUCCACAUUGGAGAAAAGAAAGAUGAAGAAAUAAACGACUAAGUUGACGGGGUUGCGGAGUAUCGGCUGGGGGGUUGGCGAGAGCGACAGGAGAGCCUCUCGACGAGGUCGUGACGAGUGCCAUACCUGAUUGGGAAAUAGAGAUAGCACCGGAGCCGAAGAACAGCAGGUUGAUAUACAAAGUGGGGACAUUGUAGAAAUGGGUCAAGAGUGCCUCGGCGGUGGCAGUGUGGCAGUCACCACUUGACGCGCUCCGCAUCGAAUAAAUCACGAGAAAUCGGCGUGAGUGAUAUAUCGAGUGUUAUCGCGCAAAUUAAAUUCGAGCGAAGAGAAGCCGGCUCUUAUAACCUGCAGACUGUGGACUGUGCCGUUCGUAUGUGAUACACCGUGUAAUCGAAGUAAGUGUGUAAAAUCUGACUUCUCUUAUCGUAUCGAAAAUUGCACACUUUUCAAGUCUUACGCGCCAACUACAUAUGUGUGUGUUCUUUGUACUGUACGUGCUUCAAACAAUCAACAUAGAUUCGUUAAACGUAUCUAAAUUCGCGAAGAACACCACGAUGUCGACGUUCAUGGAUUAAUCGCUCGCGAAUACGAGCCGAGGUAGCCGAUGCUCGAUGCGUCUCGACAUGCUCCGCGAUAUGUCGUGAGGAAGAUGCGUCGUUCAUGCGGCAGAUGCGCAUCCCGUCGUCGAUCUGUAUGUUAAAGACCAUGCGUCCAUGUGAUCGCGUUAGGGCUUCUCUCAAGGAGACAUAGUCUUCUCUUCCACGAGGGAUCCUCAGAGGGAUCCAACGAAUCCUCAAUCAUUUUCAUGGUUUACGGAUCGCGCAGAGUCACGGAGUCAAUCACCACCACGGGGACCGCUUGGCUUCAUAAUAUCACCACCCAAGGCGAAAUGAGUAGCAGCGGUGGGUUCGGUGUCGGCGUUGGUGUCGCUGGUGGACCGACCCUCGCGGCCGCCCAACAAGGCCAAGGGGUGGCCGCCCUCCUGGUGAUGCUCGCCGUCCUCUGCUUCAUCUUCGCUUAUUGUUGCUGGGGCGCGCCGUUCUGCCGUUCCUUGUGCAGACGGCAUUGCUGCUGUCGUCUAGAAGAUCCCGAGCCCGAUCCACGAUUCGGCGGCAGCGAUCAGGCCAUGGUGGCAACGCCGACCAUCAUCCUUUUACCGCAUGGUAGAAUGCUAGUCGUCGACGGCACGAUCUUUACACAGUUCCAGACUGAUCCCACGGGUUUGGAUUUAGUGGAACUGGGUGAUAGCGUGCUACGCGCACAGAGGAAUCCACGAACAGUGAAUCGUCAUCAGCUGCAAAGCAGCCAGGGCAGCAUUGAGAUGGAUGCUGAGACACCCAGUAAAGAUAGCUUAGGAUCUAUCGGAUGCUUCCCGCCGCCCACCUAUGAGAGCAUUUACGGCAAGGAAGAGACGGACAUGCCUCCCUCUUAUUCCGAUAUUCUCUUGCACAGAUUUGCGAAUCUGCCGCAUGAGAUCGACAUGCACGGCUAUUGCCGCGACGGGAAGGAAGAGAUCGAGAUGCAAAGCUUGGAGAACUACCCGCACAUCGUCGGCAACCCGUUGAACUCGAUGCCGUAUCAUCCUUACGCUACAGUGACGAGCCUGUCCAGCUUGCAAAGCUAUCCUCGGCGGAAUGUCUCGCGCAAUCCGUCCAUUAUCAGUAAUCCUUUGGACAACUAUUACGUGGACAACGAACUGGGUGUUUAUCGACUCAGCCGGGAGAUGAUACCACGAGUGUUGAGCAACGCGAAUCUCGAAACCUUCCACGCGUCUCACGACGAGAUGUCCUUCCGUAUGCCUGUCGAUGAAAAUGAGAACUUACGGCACACCAGUCGAAACAACGAGAGGCGACAGGCUGUGGAGCAUCAGGUUGUCAGAAAUUCCGGCAACGAGCUGAUGAACACGAGGAAUCACGCCCGAAGUGUCUCUAGACUGAGCCAAGACAGCCGCAGAAGUUCGUUGAAUCGCGAGGUAGACCAAAACGAGGCCGUAGCUGCCUUCAUCAGAUUAGCCGAGCCCGAGGAGGUCGAGAUUUCGCGAGACAGACACGUCGACGAGGAUCAGCCACCUCGGUUGUACCGUGAGGAUCAGAAUGUUAGGAAUCCGCACUUAGAUAAUGCUCAAGUGCAAGACGAAGCGAACCGCAACGUUGUCGACGGCGACCCCAGAUAUUUUGCUAGAAACAGACGACUACUAGAGGACGAAGACAGAGGUCAAGGUGAAGCCGAGGGAGCUCAAUAUCUCGACGAGGAAGCUGGUAACUUUGGCGCACUCGCUGAUAUUCGCGAGAGUAGAGUGUAAUAUGAACUUAAAAUUGCGCGCAAUGCCUCGAUGUUUGGUAAUAAGGGCUCAGGAUCAAUUUCGUUGAGUCUGAAGGCACACAGAAUUUCUCCUGUUUUUCACGAAUAAUAACUAAAUCGAGCACAACAGGAAUCUGCCAAUAUCAUUUUCAUUUCCUUCAUUAAGUGAAAGAAAGAAUUAUAGUAUCCUCACUUAUAAGAAACGAUGAGAUUUUCUUUGUGCCUUACGUUAAGAAGAGAGCCCUUUAUACUAAUACAUUUUACACACGUCUCGCACGACGAAUAAGACUUGCACAAAAGUCAGGUGACAAAUGGAAAUUGCCAUGUGACAAAUUUCCACGAGAAAUCGUUAAAAUAUUCCAAAAUAUACGUUUAGGUGCAAACUGAAAUCUUGAAUUAAAAGUUGAAGAUACGAAAUCAGGAUAAAUAUCGUAUUAUACGAAAGACUUUACGACGAUGUUUUUAACUGUAUAUGUGACAAUAUAAUAAUUGUACGUGACAACGUAGUAAAAAUCCUCACACUACGUAUACACACACACAUAUACACAUACACACAGUGUAUUUCUAACGAACGAUCAUUCUCUAUGGAACGAAUUUUCUUGUUUGAUAGGAUCUUGAAAGAAAAUUUCACGUGUGGUAGUCGAAGAGUGAAUCAGAAAAAACUUGGUGUAAAACAUUGAACAGUUGUUAUUCUCUUACAAAUCAAUAUAGAUAGAGAUAAAUAUUGAUGAGUAUAUCAUAUGAAAAAUGGCAUUACAUAGUGGAAGAAUAAACCUGCGCGACCACUUUCUCGACAAUGAAACGUCGACGUAAUCUAAAAAUACUUUCGUAUGCGAAAAGUUGCGUUUAAACUCUGUACAAGAAUUUCAGCGAAGUUAGUUAAGUCCGUCCAGGCUUUAACGAGUGCACUUAAGUUUCACGAGCAUCGAUUUGAACAUACGUCUCUCGAAUAGUGAUUUAAUCCUAAUUAGUGUGACUCUUUUUUUUUUCUUUGAUUUUAUAUACAUGAGUUACAAGCGCAGAAUCGUCAACUGAUAUUAUUAUAUGUUUGUUUAUUUGUUUUAUUAGUUCUAAAAAGCACUAUCUCCGCAACUUGAGUAAGUUGCGCAUUCUUAAGUACUAUCCACUGUGAAUGCAUCUAACGACUUUAGUGUUUACCAAAAGUGAUGAGGUGGAAAUAACAUAAAAUUAUAGUUAAAGAAAAAGAAACUGACUUUAGAUUUGUGCAAAACAUUAAGAGGAAGAAUUAAAUAAAUAUAUAUAUA
This is a messenger RNA of Harpegnathos saltator (Jerdon's jumping ant), 4862 nucleotides long. RefSeq lists its product as uncharacterized. Lineage: Eukaryota; Metazoa; Arthropoda; Insecta; Hymenoptera; Formicidae. The transcript is spliced from 6 exons. The record is from RefSeq and is a predicted model, not a curated record. The coding region runs from base 2102 to 3598 and encodes 498 amino acids.